This is a messenger RNA of Aplosporella prunicola CBS 121167, 1690 nucleotides long. RefSeq lists its product as uncharacterized. Gene Ontology annotation, molecular function: protein-arginine N-methyltransferase activity. Bases 8 to 1636 code for a protein of 542 amino acids. Gene Ontology annotation, biological process: peptidyl-arginine methylation. The record is from RefSeq and is a predicted model, not a curated record. The transcript has 4 exons. Gene Ontology annotation, cellular component: nucleus. Lineage: Eukaryota; Fungi; Ascomycota; Dothideomycetes; Botryosphaeriales; Aplosporellaceae.
CACGAAAAUGUCGCACUCGUCAGGAUCUUCUGAAGCCUCCGACCCCCUGGAUAUCCGUGAUGACGAGGGCUGGGAGGAUGCCGAGCCCGAUGUUGAAAGCAUUCAGAUCGUCAGCCUGUUCGACGACCAAGUUUUCCCCGAUGUCAAGUCUAUGAUUGAGGAUUGCAAGAAGAGGCAUCAAUUUGACUUCAUCGGCGUUCAGAAGCAGCUUGGCCUUGACUUCCUCGGCAGCAUCAAGUUGGUCAACUAUAUCCGCAGUGAAGUUAAGAACGGCAACAAAAACCCCGAUGUUUCUUCUGCCUCCAAAUUCGAGGACGACAAGUAUCUUCAGCCUACUCUUGCCGAUGACGCGGUCCUCUUCUCCCUGGAUGAGCUUGAGAAUGACGAGGAGUCAGCAGAUGCCUCCGCUCAAGCGCAGGCGUCUGGUCCUGAGGCGAGAGUCAAGGAGCUGGAAGAGGAGCUCCAAGAUAUGAAGAGGAAGUUCGCGGAAUAUCAGCAAACUGUCUCAGAGACUCUUGACCAGCGCUGGAAUGAGACAGAGCCGGCGCAGAACGGCGAGGCGGGCCCGUCUGGCACCAAGAUGGUCGCCAACGCUGUCAAGGACAAGGACGGCGUUGACUCUUCCUACUUCGACUCGUACUCGUACAAUGAUAUCCACGAGACGAUGUUGAAGGACACGGUCCGCACUGACUCGUACCGCGAUUUCAUCUACGAGAACAAGCACUUGUUCGCCGGCAAGACUGUUCUCGACAUUGGCUGUGGCACGGGCAUCCUCUCCAUGUUCUGUGCUCGCGCAGGUGCUGCGCGCGUCAUUGCCGUAGACAACAGCUCCAUCAUCGAGAAGGCGAUUGUCAACGUGCACAACAACGGUUUGUCUGAUAAGAUCACUCUGCUUCGCGGCAAGAUCGAAGAGGUCACUCUGCCAGUGGACAAGGUUGACAUCAUCGUCUCGGAGUGGAUGGGUUACUGCCUGCUCUACGAGGCCAUGUUCGACAGUGUGGUGUAUGCCAGAGACCGUUACCUGAAGAGCGAUGGUCUGCUUGUCCCGAGUCACUGCACACUGCAAAUUGCGCCAUUCGCCGAUGACGACUACGUGGCAGAGAACGUUGACUUCUGGCGCGAUGUCUACGGAUUCAACAUGAGCGCCAUGAUGGAGAAGAUUCGCCAUGAUGUGCGGAUCAGGAGUUUGACGACUGAUAAACUUGCUGCCAAGUCGUCGCAAUUCCUGGAGCUCCCUCUGCACACGAUCACCGUCCCAGAGCUCGAGUUCGUCAAGGAGUUCACUGUCGAACUCAACAAGGAUAUUGACACGCUUGAUGGCUGGUGCAUCUGGUUUGACACAUUCUUCCUGCAGUCCCGUGACGCGAAACUGCCUGAGGAUGCCAGAGCGGAGAGCUGGUCCCAGCCCGGCGUCGCAUUCACCACUGGUCCCGGGGGCAAGCCGACCCACUGGGAAUCCGGACUUUUGCUAGUCGAGCGGGCCGGUGAUGAGGGUGGAUUGAAGAAGGGCCAGAAGAUCACGGGCACCGUGAACUACAAGAAGGAGGGCAAGAACGCCAGAGGCCUGGACAUUGAAAUGAAGUGGGAAGUCGUCGGUGAAGAAAACAAAAAGUACAGCCAGCUUUGGAAUCUCUAGAUAACGUGUUGGGUAACUGUUUCAAAUGCAAGGCUGUUGGUUACGCGCAUGAAG